AUGCAUAACAUCAUUUCACCCGCCAUCUUGUACUGGGGCACACCAGUAGUCCUCAUCACGACAGAAAACGAAGACGGCACAUACAACAUCGCUCCAAUGUCAUCUGCCUGGUGGCUCGGCCACCACUGUAUGCUGGGUCUAUCGGCAAUGAGCCAGACCACGCAAAACAUGCUCCGCACCAAGAAAUGCGUUCUGAAUCUCCCCUCCCAGGACAUGACAUCCCACAUCAACCUUCUCGCACGCACCACUGGAGCGAACCCAAUGUCAGAAUUUAAAGUCCGCACGGGAUACUCAUACGUCAAAGAUAAAUUCCAACACGCCAAGCUCACACCUCAAAAGUCAGAUCUUGUCGGACCUCCUCGAAUCCUCGAAUGCCCUGUGCAGAUGGAGGCUGAAGUGAUGGAUCAUCAUGAGAUGAUGAAGGACUUGUCGGAUCGGAAGGGGAUGACGCUGGCGAUUGAGGUGAAGAUUCUGAGGAUCCAUGUGCAAGAUGAACUCCGGCUGCAAGGACAUGAGAAUCGGAUUGAUGUAGAUAAAUUGCAUCCGUUAUUCAUGGUCUUUCAGGAGUACUACGGCAUGGGCUCAAAGCGGUUGGAGGAAUCUCACCUGGCUAGGAUUGACGAGAGCAACUAUCGAGCUUUGACUCGCAGCAAUGAGGUUCCCCAAGCUGCGGAUACAGAUAUGGUAAGGGAGGAGGUGUUACCCGUCGUAGAAGCUGUAGGAGGAACCGAAGAGAUGGAAGAAAACGAGGCGGUAUGGUAA
Messenger RNA from Lachnellula hyalina, 762 nucleotides. RefSeq lists its product as uncharacterized. The record is from RefSeq and is a predicted model, not a curated record. The coding region runs from base 1 to 762 and encodes 253 amino acids. NCBI's taxonomy places the organism in Eukaryota, Fungi, Ascomycota, Leotiomycetes, Helotiales, Lachnaceae. The transcript has a single exon. Gene Ontology annotation, molecular function: FMN binding.